Sarcophilus harrisii (Tasmanian devil) is the source of this 1083-nucleotide messenger RNA. RefSeq names its product RAB15 effector protein (gene REP15). NCBI's taxonomy places the organism in Eukaryota, Metazoa, Chordata, Mammalia, Dasyuromorphia, Dasyuridae. Gene Ontology annotation, biological process: receptor recycling. The record is from RefSeq and is a predicted model, not a curated record.
UUCGAAGUAAUUUAUUGCCAAGAAGAUGGGCCAGAAAUCAUCCCAAGAAGUGACUCGGGAGGACAAGCUUGAUCUCAAUGCUAUGUGUAACAUUUUUAAUCAAACUGUGGUCCAUGCUGCUCAGAAACUGAAAGACUGUCUUGGAUUUGAAGAGCUUCAAAAUAAACUGUCCCUAAAUUCCAAUGCAUUGAAUGAGAUCUUUUAAAUUCAUUUUAUUAGUUUCUGCCAUAAAAAUGGAAUGGAUAAGAAGAUUACUACAAACAAAAUGACCAAGAAUCAGGCCAUGUUGUUUAGGACUGAUUGGAUAUGGACAUUCUGGGGCUCUUGUAAGGAAAUCCUAUUUCAACUGUUUAUACAGACUUUACAGAUGUCCACGGCUCUUCACAUUGAAUCUAAUUCCUGUGACCUGCUCAACAAGGAUGUGGUGUUAGAUGUGUAUACUAGUGGAGGGGGGGAAGGAGAUCGAUUUGAGAAAAUGGAAGAAUUCUGUAAUUUGAUAGGUGAGGACUGUCUGGGUUUAUUUAUCAUCUUUGGUGUGCUAGGAACGCCUGAAGGCAUCAGAGGAGUUCUCUUGGACAGUAUUGAAAAUAAGAAAAUUCAAAACUGCCUAUCAGGAGAAAAGGCUAUAAACAUCUUAAAUACAAAGAGCUGUCUAUCUACCAAAGAACUGUUAGAAAAGUACUUGCAUAAAAAUGAUAAACUGAAUAAGAUAAGCAAGGUUUAUAUUAAUUUUUUCUCAAUUUUAGAUUAGGUAAGCCAAGCAAAUAUAAACCCAUUUGUCAAAGCAAAGGAUUUUAUUCUUUUCAAGCAUAAGAGCAUUUAAUGUGUCAGCAUUAAUUAAUGUAUUUAUGUGUUAAAUGGGUUUAGAACAGCAUUGUAUCAAGUGAUAGAUUCACUUCUUUUGGUGGCAAAUAAAAAAAUGCUAAGCUAUGUUCCAAAUGAUUGUAUUAUUGUGAUUAUGAAACAGGAAAAAAAAAAAAGCAUGAAAAAACCUUCAGGAAAAAAAAUAACCACGUAACUUCAUGUAACUUUUGUUCAUUUGCCUAGGAAGCCAAUAAAACAACUUUGAAAGUUUGCUUUUCA